GGGACGACCAAAGCAGAUGUGGAUGCUGUUGUGGUGGACUUGAGGGACACUGUGAAACUGCUGGAAGAAAUGAACUGAUGGACUUCAGAUGCAUAACUUAAACUGCCAGGUAUGGUGCUUCAUCGGGCUAUCCAGGCUGCUCGAGCGGGCGAUGUUGCCACCCUGAAGGAACUGGCAUCUUCUGGUCACCUUUCAUCAUCCAUCACUGAUAUUCAAGGUGCAGGCCCAGUGCACCAUGCAGCCAGGUGUGGACGUGUUGAGAGCCUGCAGUACCUGGUGAGCGAACUGGGUCUGGCAGCUGAUGCCCGAGCUUUAAACCGGGCAACACCAGCACAUGAUGCAGCAGCUACUGGUCACAUCCGGGAGCUGCAAUGGCUGGUUGACCAAGGAGGUUGCAACACUGAGGAUAAAGAUGCUUCUGGUGCCACUGCGCUUCACCUUGCGGCUCGGUUCGGUUGUGUGGACGUCAUCAAGUGGCUGCUCUCAGUCGGAGGAGUGGCCCAGGUGGAGACGAACUGCGGAGCUGUACCCGCUCACUACGCUGCAGCCAACGGGGACCUCACCUGUUUAAAACUAUUGGUUGAGCCGGCACCAGGGUGUGUGAACCGACAGACGGGCCUUGGUGCUACUCCACUGUAUCUGGCCUGCCAGGAGGGUCACCUGCAUGUGGUCGAGUAUCUGGUGAAGGACUGUGGGGCUGAUGUCCACCUGAGGGCCUACGACGGCAUGACAUGCCUGCAUGCCGCUUCCCACAUGGGACAUAAAGCUGUGGUGGUGUGGCUGGUGACCUGCACUGAUGUCAGCCUGUCGUGCCAGGACAGAGACGGUGCCACGGCUCUGCACUUUGCUGCCAGCAGGGGGCACUAUUGUAUCUUGGAGCGCCUGCUUCAUGUGGGUUCAAAGGUCAUGAAGGAUUACUGGGGAGGAACCCCACUUCAUGAUGCUGCAGAGAAUGGAGAGCUGGAGUGCUGUAAAAUCCUGUUGGCCAAUCAAGCCAAUCCCUCUGAGCAGGAUAUUGAUGGGUUCACAGCAGCAGACCUGGCAGAGUACAACGGACACUACGAUUGUGCCAGAUAUCUCCGUGCCAUGGAGAAGAAUACUCCUUGUGCUGAUAAUCCCAUCGAGGUAAUCACUCCAGAGGUGGAAGAGGUGAAGAUCAAACCAGCUGUGUCAUUGCAGCAGCGCAGCAGGGAGGAUUACUACGGGAGCCUCAGUGACACAUGCAGGGACACUGACAGCAAUAACACACCCAUGGAUAGUUUAAAGCAACCUGAGACCGAGGAGUCCCCUCAGGCGAGACACCCCCAGGCCCCUCCUGUACCUACUUCUGCUGCAUCCACAACUGCAGUCACUAACAGAAUAGAGCAGAUUCAAAUCGCAGCAUCUGUUAUUAAAGGUUUUAAUCAGCCCAAACCAGCUGGGGGGGAGAAACCCGUCUCUGCUGAUAAGAAGGGUCCUCCAGAUGGAAUCCUGCUGGGAGAAAAAAAACUUAUUGGCGACAUGAAAUCCAUUACAUCUCUAAAGCAAUCGGGGUUAUCAGGAGUCUUCACUGGACAAGCAAAUAAGAUGGUGGUCCUGCCCACUGAGGAGGCCAAUCUGUCCGAUAUCGACUACCUGGUGCCCACUCACGAUGAGAGAGGCCGUCCCAUUGCUGAGUGGAAGAGGCAAGUCAUGGUGAGACAGCUGCAGGCCAGGCUGCUGGACGAGGAGGAUCAGAGGAGGAAGGAAAAUGGGAACAGAUUUGCCAAAGUCAGCUGGAGGUAUUCCCAAGCCCACAAUGCCAUCCUGGGGCCCUCUGGUGAGCUGCUGACUGAGGAUGACCUCAUCUAUCUGGAGCAGCAAAUUGCCAACGUCUCCAUGCAGAGAAACUGUGAGGGCUAUGAGCUGGAGCUUGCUCGCCUCGCCAACGAGCUCAGACACAUCCUACCGGCGCCCAUCGUCAACAUCACGGUCAACACACAGUUCAGAAACUUCCCAAGUCAGAUCCCGUUACCGCUGUGGUGCAGUCGCAUCUCUGGCAUCGUAAAGAGCAUGUCGCUGCUCAUGAGUAACCUGACCGACCAGCCGUACUGCAAGAUGCCCAACACCGAGCUCAUCUCAGUGUUCUCUCAGACGUCAGACAGACAGAACUCCACCAGAGGACGCAGGGAGAUGAUAGAAGAUGAAAUCCAUCAGUUUGGCGUGUCUGUGAGGACUCUAAAGUCUAAUUUUGAGACACAGAACUCACCCCUGUCUGAUGGUAAUGAGGAGCCUGUCACGUUGAAUGUGUGCACAGAGCUUGAGCCUACAGUGUCAGACAAACAGCUUAAAGUCUUGAGAGUAGCCCCAGAAACAGACCAGAACAGCGACUCUGGUAUUGACUACGACGAAAAUAUGCCGGACGUACUAGAGACCACCAGCCUCAGAAAGGAGCGCAUAGUCGUGUUGUUCUUAGGUCACUGGAAGAAGUCGGCAUACACUGUGACUCUAAAGAGUAAAGAUGUAGCAGAGAGGAAGAACAGCAGCGGAAACCCGACCAUGGGUGACAAAAGUGAUUCCGAUCGCAGGGGCAGCAUGGAGAGCACCCAGUCAAAGAUGAUGAACAGCUCGCUGGGUCAUUUCUUCAAGCAGAGGAGUGCAGUCAACAAGAUGCUGGGAAACUGGAGAAACAUGAUCUCCAGUGUCCCAUCCAGGCAGAUACGCAGGCUUCACAGGCAGCAGGCGCUGUAUUCCCCAGAGCAGUUCCUCCCCCGUGUGGACGGAGUGCCAGUAGAGUACGAUAAGCUGACCCUGGAUCUCUUCAUGCUGGGCUACUUUCAUAUCCUGGAGUUAGAGCUGCCUGUGGAUGAACGUAAAAUGAGGCAUCUGCUGUGCUUCGAGGUGUUCGACCACAUUGGGAGCUAUCCCUGGGAGAUGGUCAGGGACUUCCACAAGGCGGUCAUACAGGACAUUGAGGCCGGGAACCGAGAGUGGAAGGACGGCUUUGAGGACAUUAAAGUAAAGUUCUUUGGAAAUGCACCUAGUCAGUCUGAAAGCCCGGCAGAGGUGCAGAAACACAGCCUACCAGAGGUUAGACAGGUCCCUAAAGUCAUCGUGCAGACACCCACACCUGACGAGGGGGUGCUCUAUAGAGGAACUGACAUUUCCAGUUUCAGCAAUGAGGAAAUUUGUAAAUACAUUGAUCGGAGUUUUGCAUUUUGGAAGGAGAAAGAGGCAGAGAUUUUUUAUUUUGAGUAGUUUCUUUUUAAUAUUUUUGUAUGGUUUGUAGUUAGACGACAUUAGGGCUGGGUAUCAAAAAUAAUCUCACUUUCCAAAUGUAUCAUGUAUGAAUCUUGUCUUUAGAAAACUGUCAGGUGCUCAAAGUCAAAAUUCAGUGAGCUUUGUUUACUUGUUCUUUAUUCACAUAUUGUCAAAUUUAAAUUAUUAUUUUGUUAAUUUUCUAUUUUUAUUUUGUUAAUCCAUGAGAAACCACAAGCGUUGCAUGUUUGGACUUGUUAAAUUUUCCCCAAAAAAGUCUUUUUAGAGUAACAUGUUUAUAUGGAAACAAUACAGAGAGAUAUAGAGGUCUGUAGUAAAACUGGUAACAGGUAUCAAAUUGAUACUGACCCAUUUUCUGAAUACCCAGCCCUAUUACAAAUGCCAGAGUGCUUAGUGUACUAGUGUGUUUUCCUGAGAAUAAACAUCUCUGUUUUGAGGUUA
Sphaeramia orbicularis (orbiculate cardinalfish) is the source of this 3678-nucleotide messenger RNA. It is a transcript of the gene espnla, whose product is annotated as espin like a. Gene Ontology annotation, molecular function: actin filament binding. Gene Ontology annotation, biological process: actin filament bundle assembly. The record is from RefSeq and is a predicted model, not a curated record. Lineage: Eukaryota; Metazoa; Chordata; Actinopteri; Kurtiformes; Apogonidae. The coding region runs from base 112 to 3216 and encodes 1034 amino acids. Gene Ontology annotation, cellular component: cytoplasm. The transcript has 12 exons.